This is a messenger RNA of Dermacentor andersoni, 6401 nucleotides long. RefSeq lists its product as uncharacterized. NCBI's taxonomy places the organism in Eukaryota, Metazoa, Arthropoda, Arachnida, Ixodida, Ixodidae. The record is from RefSeq and is a predicted model, not a curated record.
CAGUUUUCUAGUUACGACUUUUCCCUCAAAAUAGCCACGGCAAAAGCCUGUAAUUUAGGUUUGCGAAGUUAGCGCUGUGCCUUUUUUUUUUUAAUGAAAAGCCGCUUCGAUUUCGUAUGUGCAUCCCAGGAGACCAUGGUAGUUCAUACAUAGCUGACUGAUUGAUGUUCAACGGGAACGUGGUGGUCCAUUGAUUGUUUAUUGAUUCUGGACAAGGCAUUUUAUGGACAAAGGGCCACACGCUUUCGCCAAAACUUUGCCACAGUAACAAACAUGACUUCUUCAAUCUAGAUACUGUGGACGACAUGUUCUAAGAGUGAAACAAGGCCCCCACGUCAAUUACAAUUAUUGUGUUCUGACCCAAAAAUGAGACAAAUUCGAAACGUCGUCUUGGUGUGUUUACUCUCGCUUCUGUCGGCAUUGGGAAGUGGCGGAGGUGCUAAAGUCACCACUCCUGGAAACCGCGUCGUCAUCCUAUAUCCGCGCAACGCCACCUACAUCAUCCCAGUCCGAUCAAAUGGACAGUUCAAGCCGCUUCUCACAUCCGCGAAGAAAAACAGAAACAGCGGAGCACCGUCGACAUCCGAAGUGCGAGAAGGGCCGCACGUUUACGACUCAGCGACACCCCUGCGGCAGAUUGUCCUUGUCCCCAAGCUCACGUACCAGCGCAUGCAGCAAGCGAUGCCGGCUGGCCCGUACGGCUACGGGAGCCUCGCCGACAGCAAACCUCCAGGGUUACGCGAUUUUCUCUUCUGCUUCGAAUCGGGGGGCACGGAAAUGUGCGUGCGCGUGGACCUCACUUCUGGAAGAUUGAUGGCAGCGGCCAGGAGUCACCAGGAGGUGCGGAAAAGGCGGCGGAAAGCGCGGCCGAGGAAGAAAGUAAACAGAAAACGCCGAUCCUGGAAGGAUACCGUCAGAGACACCUUCUGGCCAGAAAAACAAGAAUCCGGAAAAUCUGGCGGAAAUGACAUUCCUGCGUUUCUGGAGGACACCAUGGACGUGUUCACGUUCAAGAACCUCACUGUUUGGCGAAACGUUCGAUGGAAACGAGUGAUGAACACCACGGAUUUGGGCACACACCCAAACGCUUCUGCCAAGCUGAACGCAACGCUCUCAGAGCCCGCAGAGAAAGAGGUAACCGUGCAAGCUGCCAAAGACAUCUUGCUCCUGCACGAGCUUCUAGAGCUCACCCAGUGGUCCUCGGACAAGAAGUGGGCAGAAUUUGAGAAGGGAUGCCAAUUGCUCGCGACCAGCCGUACAGUCCUGAAAGGUUGGGGGACCGACUUGGAUCCCCCGUCUAGCCUCUCACGGCCGGGAUAUGAGAGCAGCCCAACGAGCGAGGUGGAAUCCAAGCCGAUAUUUUUUGGUCACCGGUGGAUGCCACCGGAUAGGCACGAAGACCCUGAACCAGAAUUUGCGACUAGGGAAAAGAGUGUAUAUGGUACUGAAAGCAAAUCAAAAAGAAGUAAUAAAAUGUCGGGAGCAAUGGCUUGGAACAAUAGACAGCCAGCUGAGGACGAAUAUGUACUCGCUAUUCCCCAAAGUGGAGGUGACAUUUACGCGCCGGCGAAGCAUUCAAAUCGCGAUGCUGGCAGCAGUGUUCGAGUUGGUCACCAAAACUUCGUGGGUGCAUCCAGUACUCGUCACGACCCUGGGCGCCGAAAAUACGGAUUAGGAGGUGGGGAAAAGCACAAUGAGUGGAUUAAGACGAAUGGUGAUUAUGUUCAUAGUGACAAGAACUUGGAUGAUUCGGCUUAUAGGCGAAGGCGGUAUCACGGUGCCAGCAGCUUGCAUAGUGUCGAAAACAGGCCCGAGUGGCAUAGGCCCCAUCGAGGUGGAGGCAUGGCGGCAAAACAGCCGAAUGUGAGGCAGAUUGAGACGGAGCCGUCAGAAAUUGACGAGCUCAUCGAAAACCGGAAAGCAUUCGGAAACGUCUCAAAUCGACUUGUUCUCUUCGCGGAGACGGUGCGUCUCGGCACGAUGCAAUCGGAGUUCGGAUGGAAGCUGCUCACAAAAGGCUUUAACCUAUUCAGCAACAAAAGUCACAUCACGGAAGAAGAAAUGAAGGACUUCGUGGCAAAGCUACCACCACCCAUGCUCGGGAGCGCGUUCCAGGACACCAUGAACUCUAUGAUAAUCUACGACCUGAUCGCCUUCAACGGUUCGGGUGAUUACAACAAGUGGGUUGAAAUGGAGCGCCAAAGACUGCCCAUCGGGGCUGCGCGGAAUAUGAGCCGAAGUGUGCAAAGUCGGCUGGCCACCGCGCAGUCGUUGAAGCCAAUGGAAGACUGGUACGUCAGGAAGCUGGACGAACUGAUAAAUAUGAAGCUCAGCAUUCUCAUUCUGAAUGCUUCGUACGACAAAGACAUAGCAGGCCUCCUCUCAAAGAAACUGAACGUGGACGUAACGCCUGAAUCCCUCGAGACGCAGAAAAAUUUUUUGAGCAAGAACCGCUUGUCAGCCAGACUUUUAGGAGCCGUCUACUCCAACGAACUCUGGGCUGCAAUGAUUUUAAAUCUCAUUUCGCUUAACGAUCCCAACGGUACCUCUCCCGAGUGCGCCAAAGACCUUCCGCGUCUCAACCCCAAAGACGCGAACAACACGGAAGCCCUGGCAAAGGAAGUGGAUGCGAUCAUCAGCAAGCUGAAAGACACUAACAGUACUAUAAUGAAGGAAAAGUGCAUGAAGGAGUUGUUCUUUUUAAAACUGCUCACCCUGGCUGAGAAUACAGCACACGAGAGGGUCUGGAGGGACGUAACUGUCAUAAAAUGGACAAACUUUUCGGGCACGGAAGCUGCCGAAGGAGCGACCUUCUCGCCACAAACAGUCAGUCUUUUAAGAGGCUUUGUCCACGCCAGCGACUUGUCCGUCUUCCAUUCGUUGGUGCAGCAGAUUAGGAACUUCGUUCAGAAGCCUGAUAUGGCCAAGAGCGCAGAAAGCGUGGUGCGUAGCAAAUUCCUUAAUGCACUUCGAAAUGCGCCCAGCCAAAUGCGAGAAACAAAGUCUCGCGAGUCUAGCAAAACAGUCUUCCCACGCUCAAAGACAGAAGAUACGGGCAAGAACGGCUCAGUCAAAGGGCAGCCCUCUGUCCCUGGUACGCAGAUUGAGCUGUCCGCGCAUGAUGACAGCAGGGAUGCUCGUAGCCAAGAAAAAGCUGUUGUAUUGCCAGAUGCACAGCAAGGGGGAACUACAACACGAGAGCUGAUUUCUGAAACAAUGAUACCUAAGAAGAUUCUAACAACAGUGACACCAGCUGGGGGGAAGUAGCCCAAAGGUUAUUGCGAAAAGACGUGUGCAGAAAGCUGGAAACACUAGUACAGUGAAUACAAUUUAAGUAGAAACCAUUAUAAUAUUUAUGACAAUGGUUUCCAUGAACAAUUACAAUGCUGCGUAAGCUAUAUAGCAGAACAUAGGUUGUGAGGGAAUAAAAGGCACCAAAUAAUCUAUCAGAUCCGAGUCUCCUUAUGCGUGAUUCAAACUGAACUGCCAGUGUCUCUCCACAACUACAUUACAUGUUCGCACCACCACAACAGAACAUAGGUCAAAUAAAAGCAAAAAGUAUAACGAAUUCCCAUCGAUGACGAAGUGCAAACGUGAGCGUGUGGGUAUGUAAUAGACACCUGCAAAUAUAUAAAUAAACAUGUUACAAGAAAUAAAGCACGCCAAAAUCAACAUAGAUGAAAAUUUAAGGAAAGAACCGCAAAAUUCCCGUCUACGAGUGUCUGGUUUAGAAUAAGAAUUAUAUAUAGAAUAUAAGAAUAUAGAAGUAUAAGAAUUUGCGCACAAACUUCCAUGGUGGGUAUCUACUCAGGUGGGCAUAGACCGAUCGGUGUGGUCAGUCAUGAAGCAUGCAUGCACCUAGCUUGCAGAGCGGCGCUCACGAGGAGGUUGUUGCUUGCAGGCCCUACUGACAAUACGAGCGUUCAUAACACUUGGCCUUCAUCAACUACUCUGCUUCAUAUUAUCGAGUGUCACUGAAGGAAAUACACGGUUCCGCAUUAGACUUAGAGGUGACCAUUGCACUGUCCCAAGCUUCUCACCUGUUACUACUUUCUACUGCUGGCGCAAGAUGACGCAAGGUAACGGCAAGUCGCUUUAUUUUGCAGCUUACAGACAUAAGAAGGGCACGGUAGCAAUCUUGUUCCCUUGUGUAAAAAUAUCCGAGCGCCAAAUCGCGAAUUGCGUCUGUCAUCAGAUGCCCAGUGUAUGUGCUCGUCACGUAGCGCGAUAGUGGCCGCUUUUGUUAUAAUAAGAAAAAUAUGUUAGCUAGAGACUUACGCCUGCGUCACUAUUUCUAAAAGCGAGGGCUUCUUCCUGCAUAUUUAGUGGGAAGUUAGCGCACGUAUUUCUGUUACGUCUAUGUUCUGGGUAUUGCAAUGUUUUAUCAUUGAUACUACUACACCAAAAGGCGUCCACUUCUACACGAACGAUGAUUAAUGCCAUCAGCUUUCUUUUGAGUUCGUCACUUAUGUCAACGUAGCUUAGAUGGAAAUCUUGUUGUCGCUGUUAGUUUUAACAUUCUGCUCGAGCGUCACUUUAACCGGGGGCACAGUUUUUGUUGCGACUUUUACAAACAGCUUUGUUUAGGAAGUAGUUUACAAUUUUUCACCAACAUCUGUUGCAUCAUUGCUUUCAUUCAGGUGGUGUGCUUCGGGGCGUACGAUCUGUGCAAAAUACGGUCUCCCUUUUGAUCGUUAAUAUUGUUACAAGAGCGACUGAUACAUGGAUGAACGCGAGAUUAGGCAGAGCGAUGAAGACGAUGAUGAGGUCGCUUGCACGUGGGCUGGAUCAGAAAUAUUAUCUUGCCCUAGUUUCCUUUGCAAAUAUUUCGUAAAUAUAUUCUUCGCCUACAUCUCGUCUCUGUGACAAUAUAAAUUAUUUCAUGGGUUUUACGUUCCAAAACUACGAUUUCAUUGCAUAAGAACCCUCACGCCGUAGUGAAGGUUUUUGUAUUAAUUUUGAACUACUGGGUUUCUUUAACGUGCACCGAACUUGCAGUACAAGGGCGCCUUUUGCAAUUCGCCUCCAUCAAAGUGGUAGUGUGCGCGGUUUCAGAAUGGCUGCUGAGCUUGGUCUUCCUAAUCUGUGGGAUUCAGAAGCAUACCUAACUCUUCUGCGUAUACGCCAACAGAUAUCAGAGAGAUGCGAAGCUCUUCGGGAGAGAAAACUGCUGGGUCAGGAUGGUUCUUGCAGAUGUGUUUUGAGGUCCCUGCACUAACAAGCAAGCCAGAUGACGAUCAGGUACUGCUGAGAAAUGCAUAAUAAAUUUUUGAGGUCAUCUACCGGUACCCCCGAUAUCUCUCUGAUCUCCACCGCUCUCUUCGUGCCUUUUAAUGUUACGCCUAACAUUUUCGUUCUACCACCAUUUGCGCCGUCUUAUACUUUUUCUCAAGCUUGUUUGUCAACCUCAAAGUUUCUGCCCCACAUGUUAGUACUGGUGGAAUACAAUGAUUGUACCCGUUUCUUUUCGACGACAGUGGUGAGCUCACGUUCAUGAUUUGGUUAUUCCGGCCGUAUGAGCCCCAUUCAUUUUUUCUUCUGUAAAUGUCCUUCCCAUGAUCACAGUUCACUGUAAGUGACCUAGAUAAACGUGCUUCUGCGCAAAUUAUAGAGGCUGACUGCAGCUGAUGAAUUCUCGUUCGCUUGACAGGCUAUUCAGCAUUACAUUUGUCUUAUGCAUAUUAAUCUUUAACCUACUCUUACAUUUUCGCAAUUAAGGUCCUCAAUACAUUGUUCCAAUGUGUCCCUAGCGUUGCUGAACAGGACAAUGUCAUCGGCAAGCUGAAGGUUGUUGAGGUAAUCGCUGCUGAUGGUCACUAUUAAUCCUUCCCUGACUAACAGCUUGAAUACUUCUAAGCAUGCAGUCAAUAUCAUUUUAGAGAACGUGCCCCUUUCUUUAACUCUUUUAUAGGUAUUCUCCCAUUUUCCUUUCGGAUAAUUAAGGCAUGUGAAGCCGGAACUAUCACUGUAGCUGAGUCGAAACCAAUGUGAGAAGUUGCGGAUGUGUGCGCUCCAGCUGAACGUAAAUAUGGCAGUUUCACAUCAUUCUCCAAUCUACACAUCCUACAUAAAAUGUUUCCCAGUCAAUAUAGGGACACAUGCCCAUGGUGUGGGGCCAUCCCAACACUACAUCACAUCACAUGGGAGUGCAGAAAUAACUUCUCUUUCCACAAAGAAAAAAAAAACCAGUGCGGAAAAGUGGGAGGGCCUGCUCACCAGCGGCGUGCUCACAGUCCAAAAAGGAUUGGUGCAACACGCUCUCAAAGUGGCCAGGCUCAGCAGUGCUCUGAAAUAGAGGCGCCGACCACUCAGGACGACGGAGACUUCAGUAAAACAUAAAGACCUCUGUUAGCCGCUGAAAGCUGUAAAUAUAGCAAUAAAGCUUUUCCUUCCUUCCCUCA